AUGAAAGAAAUGUCAGCAACGACAUACGAUACUGAUGAUGUCUCUGUUUCUUUAACCAAGAAGAGGAAGAUUUAUGAAGAAACUCAUGUUGCUGCAAGAAAGAAGGUGUGUGUAGAGAGAAGUUGGGGUUACUCUUUGGAUUUGAUGCUUUAUGAUGACCCUUGGAAGAUCAAGAAAGUCCUUAAUGGCAGUGAUCUUGGCAACAUGAGCAGGCUCUUGCUCCCUAAAGAUUUUGCUGAGAAUUUGGUGGUGCCGGUGUUGGAUGGAGACGUUGAAAGAGGUGUUCAAGUUGAGAUUUGGGAUGUAGACACUGCCUCCAUUCAUUCUUUAAUUUUCAAGAAAUGGGUUUCUUCAAGAAGCUAUGUUUUCAUUGGAAAUUGGGUUAAAGAUUUUGUAUCAAGGAGAGGCUUAAAGAAAGGGGAUGAGAUUGGCCUUCAUUGGGAUCCAUACAAAAAUCGCUUUAAUUUUUCUGUUCUUGAUGCCUUUUACGAUUGA
Gastrolobium bilobum is the source of this 495-nucleotide messenger RNA. Its product is annotated as B3 domain-containing protein At2g33720-like. The transcript has a single exon. Bases 1 to 495 code for a protein of 164 amino acids. The record is from RefSeq and is a predicted model, not a curated record. Gene Ontology annotation, molecular function: DNA binding. NCBI's taxonomy places the organism in Eukaryota, Viridiplantae, Streptophyta, Magnoliopsida, Fabales, Fabaceae.